AUGGAGGCUCGGGCCCAGAAGUCCAGGCAGGGAGGCAUCCCCAAGGCAGAUCUCCAGGGAGCCGACAGGGGCCAGGAGGAGAGGCCCAAGAUGGAGCUGAGGCCCCUGGCAGAGGACCCAGCUAAGAGACACCCCUCUCAGGAGGGAGACCUACAUGGAGGGACAGCAGGCGGCAAGAUGGCUCCCCAAGGCAGGGGCUCCUGGAGCUGGGGCCUUGGUGUGAGCCCCAGUCCAGGGACCCGCCAGAGCGCAGGAGCAGGACCCCUGCUACAAGAGCCAUGUGGCCCCACCUCCUCUCAGGACCCUGACCUAGUCACUCCCCAGGGGCCACAUGCUGGGGAGGGCCCCUACUGGUGCCCAGUCGGUACCAGGGCCUCCAGCCCUAACUGCUGCCUGAUGCAGCAUCUCAGAACACCCCCUGAGGAAAAGUCCCUGGUGUGUGAUCACUGUGGAGGCCAGGGGUUGUGCUGGUGCUGCCCCGGGACCCAGCUGUCCGCGAUCCACACAGAGGAUGGGUCACAUGAACAGCGCACAGGCACCCAGACCUUCCCAAAGACCCUGCCAGUGACCCUCCUUCAGCAGAAGCCCUUGGAGGACUGCAGUUGCAUCGAGGACUUUACCCGGAGGGCCCGGCUGGCCCCGCAGGAAAUGAUGCAGAUGGCAAAGGAGCCCCUCCUAUGUGCGCGAUGUGGAAAGCGCUUUGGCUCCAACAAGCAGCAGCAGAUGGCUGAGGGCCCCUUAAUGUGUCUUCAGUGUGGUCAGGCCUCAGGUCCUGGCUGCAGUGCCCCUGACCCCCCGGCCCAGCGGCUCUACGUCUGUGACCAGUGCGGCAAGGCCUUCACGCGCACCUCGAGCCUGCUGCAGCACGAGCGCAUCCACACCGGUGAGCGACCCUAUGAGUGCGCUGAGUGUGGCAAGGCCUUUGUGCGCUGCUCAGGCCUCUACCGCCACCAGAAGACACACUCGGCCGAGCGCCACCGCCGCAGCCUGGCCCUGGCCCGGAGGUCCUUCCUCUUGGGGUGCCCGCCCUGUGGGGACUGUGGCGAGGGGACCCAGGGGCCUCCACGGGUGCCCGUUGCCGGGGAGAAGCCAUACGAGUGCGCCGAGUGCACCAAGGCCUUUGCCCUGCUCUCGCACCUCGUGGAGCACCGGCGCGUGCACACGGGCGAGAAGCCCUACGCGUGCCCGGAGUGUGGCAAGGCCUUCAACCAGCGCUCGAACCUGAGUCGGCAUCAGCGCACGCACAGCAGCGCCAAGCCCUACGCCUGCCCGCUGUGCGAGAAAGCCUUCAAGGGCCGCUCGGGCCUGGUGCAGCACCAGCGCGCGCACACCGGCGAACGGCCCUACGGCUGCCCCGAGUGCGGCAAGACCUUUCGGGGGUGCUCCGAGCUGCGCCAGCACGAGCGCCUGCACUCGGGCGAGAAGCCCUACCUCUGCCGAGACUGCGGCAAGGCCUUCGUGCGCAACUGCAGUCUGGUCCGCCACCGGCGCACGCACACGGGCGAGCGGCCCUACGCGUGCGCCGAGUGCGGCCGCGCCUUCAGCCAGCGCUCCAACCUCAACGAGCAUCGAAAGCGGCACGCGGGCCGCGCGGCCUCGUGA
Messenger RNA from Odobenus rosmarus divergens (Pacific walrus), 1602 nucleotides. RefSeq names its product zinc finger protein 837 (gene ZNF837). Bases 1 to 1602 code for a protein of 533 amino acids. The record is from RefSeq and is a predicted model, not a curated record. Lineage: Eukaryota; Metazoa; Chordata; Mammalia; Carnivora; Odobenidae. The transcript has a single exon.